UGUAAGAUCCACGGACCAUCAUCAAUUAGUUAUGAGUUCUGUUACAGAAACCAUAGACUGUGAAGAUUCCAGUGUAGUAAAUGCAGACCUUCAAGAGAAAGAUAAAAAUGCGGCUAAUGAAAACGCAUUCACGGAUGUUUUACGUGAAACAUCGGUUAUUGUAUUCCGAAAAAGAAUACAGGAAAUAAGAGAGGAGAUUUUGGAGCACAUAAACAAUCGCAUUAAUGACAUGACAUCCGAGAUUCUGCAGAAGAUAGAGAUACCUUCGAUAAAGAAUGGAAAAUAUACAAGAUUCUUGUAUAAGAUGGACAAAUAUCGCGACAAAAAGAAAUCCAAUAAGAAAGAUACGCUGCCAGAUAAGGAGUUUCUUGAAAGAAACUCAUUGCUCACCGAUCUCUUUGAGAUUCCGCACAUUCGUUCGAUUUACAAUCUGUUUUUUAUGACUUUCAUGUACUUGCUUGUCAGUACCGUCGCAUCCGAUAUUAUGAAGUCAGGAACAAUUCGCGUUGGUGCCAACACGAUAGGAAUUGGUUUCGCAAAAUUUUCAACGUGCAUCUACAUUUGGUCGUUCAUGCAAGCCUCGACACUCUGUGUUUACGUGGCUUUCACCCUCUGGGGGUAUCAACGACUCCGAUUUUUGCCAAAAUCCUCCAUUCAAAAAUUUUGGGAUUACGGCUGGCUGUCAGCAUUUAUAUUGUACCAAUUUCUCUUUAUUAUUUUUUCUAUUAAGGCGAUGUUAGACGCGAAUCUCUCCAUAUGUUGCAGGAUGAUUGUUAUUAUAGAACAAAUACGUAUGUUGAUGAAGAGUCACGCUUUUGUCAGAAGCGCAGCAACCCGAUUUUUGUCGUACAAGUCUCACAGUGAAACUCCGCGACCAAAUGGCCCCAGAUUCUCACAAUAUCUGUAUUUCCUGUUCGCACCGACUCUUGUGUACCGCGACGAAUAUCCUAGGACGAAGAGAAUCAGGUGGAUGGUGGUGAUUCGAAAUUUCGUUGAAGUCGGCCUAGCAAUCUUUUAUCUUACCUUUAUUCUGGAACGCUUCAUAUUUUCGGUUUAUCACGUGCUCGGUACACAACAUCUGGAAUGGAAGUGGUUUGUCAAAAAUAUCAUCGAGACUAGUGUCCCCAGCAUUCUCUACUUCAUCACCGGACAAUACCUUCUGCUGCACGCGUGGAUGAAUGCUUGGGCGGAAAUGCUGCAGUUUGCGGACCGAUUGUUUUACAAAGACUGGUGGAACUCCACGAAUUACUACACGUAUUUCCGCACGUGGAACGUGGUAGUGCACGAUUGGCUGUAUACGUACAUUUACAAGGACAUAUACGAAAUCGUGAUGCCGCGCAAUCGGUUAUUAUCAACCACCGCUGUAUUCCUCACUUCUGCCAUCGUCCACGAAUACAUACUCGCAUUUGGAUUCGGCUUCUUCUACCCUGUAGUGUUUAUCUUAUUCGGAUUCAUAGGCUUCGCCUUGUUCUUCGUUCGCAAGAUCAUCACCAGCAACAUCUUUAUGUGGAUAAGCUGGGGCAUUGGCGAUGGUAUCAUAGUGAGUCUGUACUCAAUAGAGUGCUACGCCCGACAGAACUGUCCGCCUCAUUCCAAUUACUACCUGGAUCUUUUCAUACCACGAAGCUGGAACUGUUAUGAGCAAUUCAACACGUAGGUCAUCUCGUUUGCGUUGAAAAUUAAAUCUUUUCGUGAAACAACGAUUUCCAUGUGCAGUCAAAGACUACAUUUA
Molecule: messenger RNA, 1732 nt
Organism: Mycetomoellerius zeteki
Lineage: Eukaryota; Metazoa; Arthropoda; Insecta; Hymenoptera; Formicidae
Product: sterol O-acyltransferase 1-like
Exons: 9
Coding region: 32-1657 (541 amino acids)
Biological process (GO): cholesterol metabolic process
Cellular component (GO): endoplasmic reticulum membrane
Source: RefSeq, a predicted model, not a curated record